Molecule: messenger RNA, 2763 nt
Organism: Labrus mixtus (cuckoo wrasse)
Lineage: Eukaryota; Metazoa; Chordata; Actinopteri; Labriformes; Labridae
Product: inhibin beta B chain-like
Exons: 2
Coding region: 703-1875 (390 amino acids)
Biological process (GO): BMP signaling pathway; SMAD protein signal transduction
Cellular component (GO): extracellular region
Molecular function (GO): cytokine activity; growth factor activity
Source: RefSeq, a predicted model, not a curated record
CCGAGUCUCAGACGCCAGAAUGGAAACGCUCCUCGGUGCGCUCACUGGCACUCCUCCCUCUCCUCCUCUUGCUCGGCAGCUUCUUCUGAAUUGCGCAUCGGCACUCCGGCAGCAGCACAUCGGGAGUCACGAGCAACAACGAGAGAAACACAUUUAGAGAAGUGAAGAAAAGUGAGCGAGAUGAUGAGCUCUGUGUGCGCGCGGACCAAACAGAUGAUGGAUUGAACUUUAAACAUGUGCAGGUGGGAUCUGGAUCCAACUCUUCUUCGUUUGUGGAAUAUGUUAAACGGAGAUUUCCAGCUGGGCUGAUGCUGAUUAAUGAAACCAUGACACGUUUUCUUCUUCUUCUGCUCACAGAGGUGAUGCUUUUUGUGUGAGGCUGAUCCAAACUCCGACGCAAAGAGUCCCUGAACCCGGGACUAAACGAGGACUCUGCUUCCCGUUUUUGACAGGCUGUUGACAAAGACAAAAGACAUCCAAAUAACGAUGUAAUAAAAAGAUUUCCUGCACACAUCGCAGAGUGAAUGGAAACAAAGUGCACCGAGCGGCAUCCAAGUGCGUCAGAAGUGAGCGGAGCGCCGUUACGCAUGGAGACAGCUCGGCGCUGAGAGGAUUUUUCUGCCUGUUCUUAAUUCUUUUUUUUUAUGAUUUUAACUCUGACAAAAGAGGGAAAAAGUGAUUCUACUCCUCCUCAAACAGAAAAUGAGUAGCUGUCUUCUCAGACUAGCACUCUUCGUGGCUUGCGUCCUCUCCAUCCGCUGCACCGCUGCGCCCGGGACCGAGGCGGAGGCGCAAACGGCGUCCCAGAAUACCUGCGCGUCCUGCGGCGUGGCUCAGCCGGAGGACCCCGAGUCGGGCCGGCUGAACGUGGACUUCCUGGAGGCGGUGAAGAGGCACAUCCUGAGCAGGCUGCAGAUGCGGGAGAGGCCCAACAUCACGCACCCGGUGUCGAAGGCGGCCAUGGUGACGGCGCUGAGGAAGCUGCACGCCGGGAAGCUGCGCGAGGACGGGAGGGUGGAGAUCCCCAACCUGGACGGACACCCGAUGAGCAACGACGUGCUGGAGGAGAGCUCCGAGAUCAUCAGCUUUGCGGAGAAAGAUGAUUUGGUGACGUCCAAGUCCAGCCUGUUCUUCCAGAUCUCCAACGAGGGGAACCAGAACCUGUACGCGACGCAGGCCACCCUCUGGCUCUACUUCAAGCUGCUGCCGUCCCCCCUGGAGGUGCGCCCGAGGAGGAAGGUGACGGUGAAGGUGUACUACCAGGAGCCCGGCCUCAGCAGCAAGUGGAACCUGGUGGAGAAACGUGUGGAGCUGAAGCGCAGCGGCUGGCACACCUUCAUGCUGACCGACGCCGUGCGGCUGGUGUUCGAGAAGGGCGACCGGCGGCAGAACCUGGACGUGCGGUGUGAGGGCUGCGAGACGGACGGCGUCGUCCCCGUCCUGCUGAACCACAACGACGAGUCCCACCGGCCCUUCCUGGUGGUUCAGGCCCGGCAGGCCGACAACAAACACCGGAUCCGUAAGAGGGGGUUGGAGUGUGACGGCAGCAGCAGCCUGUGCUGUCGCCAGCAGUUCUACAUAGACUUCCGGCUCAUCGGCUGGAACGACUGGAUCAUCGCUCCGUCGGGUUACUUUGGGAACUACUGCGAGGGGAACUGUCCCGCCUACAUGGCAGGCGUCCCCGGAUCUGCCUCCUCGUUCCACACGGCGGUGGUGAACCAGUACCGCAUACGGGGGAUGAGCCCGGGCUCCAUGAACUCCUGCUGCAUCCCCACCAAGCUCAGCACCAUGUCCAUGCUCUACUUCGACGACGAGUACAACAUCGUGAAGCGGGACGUUCCAAACAUGAUCGUGGAGGAGUGCGGCUGUGCUUGAGUUGGUUUUUUAUUUAAGGUGGAACUGAAGAACUUCACCAUUUCACAAAAAAAAAAAAAAAAGAAUAUAGAAACAGAAUAUUUAUGGACGAUGGAGCGUGCACCUCAUCCACACAUAUCUACACGCCUGCACAAAACUUGUACAUAUAUUUAUGUUUGUUGAUAUAUUUUGCUAUAUUCUCCGGAGGACGACGUCUCUGAGAUAGUAAAAGGUUUGCUUUGAGAGUGUUUUAAAGACUCACUGUUAGAGUGAGAGUUAGAGUCUCAACUCUUCAUGUGUAGAAAACAAACCAUGAGCGUGGAGGAGGAGCCUUACAGGAGUCACAGAGACGGUGGAGGUGAUUCAAUGAUGCCUCUUUUUAAAUGUCAAUGCACCAAUCAGACUUCACCGACGUACAGCACUUCAGGAGUCACGCUGACACUCUGCUCCUCCAUCACACCGGCUUCAAGCAGAGAAACAUCUGAAAACUUCAUCUGUAGAGACUUCUCAUCACCAAACUGUAUGACGCAGCUCUCCUGAGUUUGACUUUCCUCUUGUGGAUCGUUCUUCUCUCUUAUUGUUGUUGGGAGUUGAUCAAUCAAAAGUCUAAAAGUAUCUGCUCUGGGUAAGUGCUUGACUGUGUCUAACUCUAAGUACUGAUGGGAUGAUUCAUCGAAAACCGAUCGGUCUGUCUCCUCUUGAAUAUCAAAUAUCACAUGUUGCACAGAGUUAAUCAUUUCAAUUGAAUAUUAUCACAGCUUUCCCCCGUUAAUCUGAUCUUUGAUGGUGAGAUGUGAAAGUACUUUGGGUUCUUGUUGAAACAUUUCUCUUCCCGUCAUGAGACAGAGCGGAGGGUGCAAAUCUUUGACCGUCACUGUGAUGGUCAGGUGUCUCUGUAUCGAUGAAGUU